AUGGAUCAUGCACAUGUACAGGGUAUUGGACUGUUUUUGAUUUUAGUAGAUUCUUUUUCUGGAUGGCCGGAAGUUAUUAAGGUAAAUAACCGUGAAGCGACCACUGUAAAGGCAGUACUACAAAGUGUUUUUUCAAGAAAUGGAGUUCCAGAGGUUUUAGUAUCCGACAAUGCUGCGGAAUUUCAUGAUACCACCUUACACCAGUGGCUAAAGAAAAUAGGUGGCGUACCUUUUAAGACUCCACCUUACCAUCCUCAAUCUAACGGAGCAGCUGAAAGAAUGGUAGAGACAGUUAAGAUGGGUUUAAGAGCUUAUUCACCGGACAAAGGUUUAUUAUGUGGAUAUUUAAGCAGAAUGCUUUUAAGUUACAGAACAAUACCUCAUGCAGGAAGAUCAAGGAGUCCUUCCAAGAUGAUGGGAAGGCAGUUGAGAUCCCCUCUCACCAUGAGCUUCGAAAGUGGAACACCUUUAUGGUACCGCCAAAGACCAGAUUCCAAACCUGAACAUGCUUCAUUCAUCUCUCAGGCAGGUUUAAACACUGCGAUCAUAUUAAGGAAUAACUCUUCGGGUAUGUUAGCACACUGUGACUAA
Molecule: messenger RNA, 591 nt
Organism: Hydra vulgaris (swiftwater hydra)
Lineage: Eukaryota; Metazoa; Cnidaria; Hydrozoa; Anthoathecata; Hydridae
Source: RefSeq, a predicted model, not a curated record